Messenger RNA from Penaeus chinensis, 3263 nucleotides. It is a transcript of the gene Gcn5, whose product is annotated as histone acetyltransferase KAT2A-like. Gene Ontology annotation, biological process: chromatin remodeling; positive regulation of transcription by RNA polymerase II. The coding region runs from base 136 to 2640 and encodes 834 amino acids. Gene Ontology annotation, cellular component: nucleus; histone acetyltransferase complex. The transcript is spliced from 16 exons. Gene Ontology annotation, molecular function: histone H3 acetyltransferase activity; protein binding. The record is from RefSeq and is a predicted model, not a curated record. NCBI's taxonomy places the organism in Eukaryota, Metazoa, Arthropoda, Malacostraca, Decapoda, Penaeidae.
CGCGGCCGAGGGAAAAGGUAAACAACGCCGGAGUCACAGAACCCUCAGCGUCCUCCCUUUUCCUCGUCUUUCCUCGAAUUUCCUCGCCGCUACACACAAAAUCUGCGCCAUGGCUCCUCUAGCUCAAAUACUGUAAUGGCAUCCAGGGACAGCGGCACUCCAGGAGGAGGUGGUGGGACUGUAGGAACUGCACUUCAGCAAAACCCUCAGACAUCAAACAUGACGGCAGCUGGCGUGGCGACAGGAGUGUCAGGGAUGGCGGUGGCAACCUCAGCUUCGGCUGGAGGUUCACAGGCUACUGGGACGGGGGGAGAAGCUGCAGGAAGGGUCAGUAAUGUUCAGCGCAUACAGCAAAAGAAGGCCCAGGUGCGAGCAUGGCCAAGAGACAAGAAGAUGGAGAAACUUGCUAUUUAUUCUACGUGUAGGGCGGAUGAGAACUGCAGAUGCAACGGCUGGAAAAAUCCCACCCCCCCUGCACAACCAGCACGUCCUGACACCCCCCAGCCAGCAGCCCCUCCCUCUCAGCCGUGCAGGAGCUGCGGCCACACGCUGGGCGAUCACGUAAGCCAUUUAGAGUCAGCCGUUGAUGAUGACUUGGACCGGUUGCUCUCCAUUGUUGUUGACGUCGAGAAUCUCUUCAUCUGUUUACACCGUGAGGAAGAUCCCGAUACGAAGCAGGUGUAUUCGUACCUGUUCCGGCGGCUUAGGAAGUGCAUUCUCCAGGUCAGCCCCCCUACUGUGGAGGGACCCCUUGGGACGCCCCCCUUUGAAAGGCCCUCAAUCUUCAAGGGAGUGACCAACUUCGUCCUGCACAAGUUCAACCAUUUCCAACAGAAGGACUUUCAGAUGAUGAGUGACUUGGCCAAGAUGUUCCUUCAUUGCCUUAACCACUGGCGUCUGGAGACCCCUUCAGCACGGCGGGCACACACUACCCCGGAGGAGAGUUCAGCUUAUAAAGUUAAUUACAUGAGGUGGCUGUGCUUCAGCUAUGUACCUCAGCUGUGCGAUUCCCUCCCACACCAUGAAACCACAGCUAUCUUCGGACGAACUUUCCUGCGAGCUGUUUUCCACACCUUGCGCAAGCAGCUCUUAGACAAGUUCAGGGCUGAGAAGGACAAGAUGCCUGCCGAGAAGAAGUUAUUGCUGCUUAAUCAAUUCCCAAAGUUCUUGUCCAUGUUGGAGGAAGAAGUCUACUCCAACUCUUCACCCAUCUGGGAUGCAGACUACCGCCCGCAGCUCCCCCCACACCUCCACAACCAGGCUGCUGAAAGAGCUGGUAAUACUGCUAGUCGUGGAGAGUUCGAGAGGUUAUCAGUGCAGCCUGGAGAGGGACAAUACACGAUAGUGAGUUUGACGUCUAGUAGUGCAAGAAGGUCCCGGCCAGAAGACAGGGGAGAAAAGCGAGAAGGAGACGACCUUUCGGAGAGUAGCAGCAAGAGACUGAAAAUUGGGACGGAAGACUUGGGAGAGGAGACCGUUGCAGAGGUUGUUGCCACCAUUACUGACCCCAGGCAGAUGGUUGGCCCUGAGGUCCUUUUCUCUGAAAAUGCAGCAAGAGAUGAAGCCGCUAAGUUGGAGGAGCGUAAAGGCAACAUAGAGUUCCAUGUGAUUGGGAACUCCCUCACACAGAAGGUGUCGAAACAGACCAUGUUGUGGCUCAUUGGCCUACAGAAUGUCUUCUCACACCAGCUGCCCCGUAUGCCCAAGGAUUAUAUUACAAGAUUGGUGUUUGACCCGAAGCAUCGAACACUUGCCCUGAUCAAGGACAACAGGCCCAUUGGAGGCAUAUGCUUCAGGAUGUUCCCCACUCAGGGAUUCUCAGAGAUCGUAUUCUGUGCUGUAACCUCCAACGAGCAGGUUAAGGGAUACGGCACACACAUGAUGAACCACCUGAAAGACUAUCAUGUUAAGAAUAACGUACAGCAUUUCCUAACCUUUGCUGAUGAAUUUGCAAUCGGGUAUUUCAAGAAGCAAGGUUUCAGCAAGGACAUCCAAGUGCAAAGAUCUGUUUACCAAGGGUACAUCAAGGACUAUGAAGGGGCAACACUCAUGGGAUGUGAGCUCAAUCCCAGCAUUGUGUACACGGAAUUCACAGCAGUCAUCCGGCGGCAAAAGGAGAUAAUUAAGAAACUAAUUGAGAGGAAGCAGAGCGAGAUCCGCAAAGUGCACCCAGGGUUGACUUGCUUCCGCGAAGGGGUCCGAGAGCUGCCCAUCGAGAACAUCCCAGGUAUCCGAGAAGCUGGUUGGAAACCCCCCGUCCCUGCAACUCGCUCGGCGCGCUCCCCUGACCGCGAGCACCAGGAUCCUGACUAUUUGUAUGGGAUGUUGAAGACACUCCUCAACAAUGUUAAAAGUCAUGCAGCUGCCUGGCCCUUUCAAGUACCAGUUGAUCCCAAUGAAGUACCAGAUUAUUACGAUCACAUCAAAUACCCAAUGGACUUGAAGACCAUGACAGAGCGCCUGAAAGCUCGCUAUUACGUGAAAGCCCGGCUCUUUAACGCCGACAUGCUGCGGAUCUUCAAGAAUUGCAGAUUCUACAAUCACCCGGAGACUGAGUACUACAAGUGUGCAAACAACCUGGAAAAAUAUUACUUGUCAAAAAUGAAGGAGACGAGUCUUCUAGAGGGAAAUAAAUUGUAAUGCCCAUUAAAUAUAUUGUAUUUUAAGGGGGGGGGGGGGAGGUCAGUAUGAAUUAUUGUAAUGUAAUUUAUAAUUUUAGAAAGAUCUAGUUAAGAUUAUUAUUAUUAUUAUUAUUAUUAUUAUUAUUGUAUUUUUAUAUUUUUUAUAUUUGGUCAGUGUUAUUUUUCAAUCUAAACAAUAAAUUCUUGUAGUCCAUGCUAGUUCAAUAUAUUUACAGCUGAAAUUAUACAACAGGGAAAAAUAUAUAUUCAGGCAUUGUAUUCUUUAAUCAAUCUGUUUUUCAUUUAAAAAAGAAACAAAAGGAAAAAGAAACAAGGAGAGAUCAUGUAGAUGCAGUUAAGCCUUCCUCGUUCGUAAAAUUUGCAUAGAGGGAAAUGUUACUCAGAUAUUUAGAGGCAAAUCUUUUUUAAAAAGGAGAUUACAAGGCUAAUGGGUAUUUUACGUGGAUGGAACAUUCAAAUAGUUUCGGUUUAUCCUUACUCUUUCUGUGCAAUCUCGAGUAGGAAGAUUGUAAAUAGUUUGUUAAUAACAGUACAAGUGUUUUUUUUUUUUUUUUUCAAUGUUAUUAGUGUUAUUAAUAAUAUCAGUGUUGUUAUUGUUAUUGUUGUUAUUAUUAUUAUUAU